AUGGUGAACCUGAGGAACGCGGUGCGCUCGUUCCUUGUGCACCUAAUUGGCCUAUUGGUUUGGCAAUGUGAUAUUUCUGUGAGCCCAGUAACAGCUAUAGUAACUGACAUUUUUAAUGCCUCCGAUGGUGGACGCUUUAAAUUUCCAGACGGGGUACAAAACUGGCCAGCAAUUUCAAUUGUCGUAAUAAUAAUCAUGACAAUAGGUGGCAAUAUUCUCGUAAUCAUGGCAGUUAGCAUGGAGAAGAAACUGCACAAUGCCACCAAUUACUUCUUAAUGUCCCUAGCCAUUGCUGACAUGCUAGUGGGACUACUUGUCAUGCCACCGUCGCUGCUUGCGAUCCUUUAUGAUUAUGUCUGGCCACUACCUAGGUAUUUGUGCCCCGUCUGGAUUUCCUUAGAUGUACUAUUUUCAACAGCGUCCAUCAUGCACCUCUGCGCUAUAUCGCUGGACCGGUAUGUAGCAAUACGUAAUCCUAUUGAGCAUAGCCGUUUCAAUUCGCGGACUAAGGCCAUCAUGAAGAUUGCUAUCGUUUGGGCAAUAUCAAUAGGUGUCUCAGUUCCUAUCCCUGUGCUAGGACUGAGGAACGAAGACAAGGUGUUCGUGAACAACACGACGUGCGUGCUCAACGAGCCAAAUUUCGUUCUCGUUGGGUCCUUCGUAGCAUUCUUCAUACCGCUGACGAUUAUGGUGAUCACGUACUUCCUGACAAUCUACGUUCUUCGCCGACAAGCUCUGAUGUUACUACAAGGCCGCACCGAGGAUCUUCCGGGACCUUUAAGUCUGGACUUUCUGAAAUGCUGCAAGAGGAAUUCCGCUGACGAAGAAAACUCUGCCAACCCCAAUCAAGACCAGAACGCCGCGCGCGGAAGAAAGAAGAAGGAGAAACGUCCGAGGGGCACCAUGCAGGCUAUCAACAACGAAAGGAAAGCGUCGAAAGUCCUUGGCAUUGUUUUCUUUGUGUUUCUGAUAAUGUGGUGUCCGUUUUUCAUAACGAAUAUUCUGUCUGUUCUUUGUGAAAAAUCUUGUAAUCAAAAGCUUAUGGAGAAAUUGUUGAAUGUGUUUGUGUGGAUUGGUUACGUAUGCUCCGGAAUCAAUCCUCUGGUGUAUACGCUAUUUAAUAAAGUGUAUCGCCGGGCUUUUUCUAACUAUUUGCGCUGUAAUUAUAAAGCUAAGAAAAAGCCUCCUAUCAGGCAAAUUCCAAGAGUCGCUGCCACUGCUUUAUCUGGGAGGGAGCUUAAUGUUCAUGUUUAUCGGCAUACCAAUGAACCGGCGAUUAAGAAAGUUGAUGACAAUGAGCCGGGUAUAGAGAUGCAAGUUGAAAAUUUGGAGCUCCCAGUAAAUCCCUCUAAUGUGGUUAGCGAAAGAAUAAGUAGCGUAUAA
Messenger RNA from Otolemur garnettii (small-eared galago), 1383 nucleotides. RefSeq names its product 5-hydroxytryptamine receptor 2C (gene HTR2C). Lineage: Eukaryota; Metazoa; Chordata; Mammalia; Primates; Galagidae. The transcript has 4 exons. Gene Ontology annotation, molecular function: neurotransmitter receptor activity; G protein-coupled serotonin receptor activity. Gene Ontology annotation, biological process: chemical synaptic transmission; feeding behavior; G protein-coupled receptor signaling pathway, coupled to cyclic nucleotide second messenger. Gene Ontology annotation, cellular component: plasma membrane; dendrite. Bases 1 to 1383 code for a protein of 460 amino acids. The record is from RefSeq and is a predicted model, not a curated record.